Paraglomus brasilianum is the source of this 3039-nucleotide messenger RNA. Lineage: Eukaryota; Fungi; Glomeromycota; Glomeromycetes; Paraglomerales; Paraglomeraceae. The record is from the annotation of a GenBank genome assembly.
AUGUCGACCAGUAUGGACGUUGAUAAAACAGAACCAACUAUUGACGAAGGCCUCUAUUCCCGUCAACUUUAUGUUUUGGGCCAUGAGGCUAUGAAGAAAAUGAGUGCUUCCAACGUUCUUAUAGUUGGAAUGAAAGGUCUUGGCAUCGAAAUAGCUAAGAACGUUGUAUUGGCGGGUGUAAAAAGCGUAACAAUUUAUGACCCGGAACCUGUUAGAAUAUGCGAUCUAUCAACACAGUUCUUCCUUAGGGAGGAAGAUGUUGGCAAACCAAGGGCAGCAGUAUCAGCACCACGAUUGGCUGAACUAAAUCAGUAUGUUCCAGUAUCCGUGAUCGAAGGAGAACUUACGAUAGAUAAACUCCAAAGUUUUCAGGUCGUUGUCUUGACAGAGAUUUCAUUAAAAAAGCAGCUAGAAAUCAACGAUUUUACUCAUGCGAACGGCAUAAAGUUUAUUGCAACUGAUGUUCGUGGUCUCUUCGGAACUGUAUUCAACGAUUUCGGAUCAGAGUUUAUUGUAAACGAUGCUAGUGGGGAAAAUCCUCUUACCGGGAUGGUGGCUGCGGUGUCAAACGAAGUUGAGGGCGUGAUAACAUGCCUUGAUGAAACAAGACAUGGUCUUGAAGAUGGCACUUAUGUCACUUUUUCAGAGAUCAAGGGAAUGGUAGAAUUGAACGGAUGUGAACCUAAAAAAAUAAAAGUUCUUGGCCCUUACACUUUCGCUAUUGAUGAUACAUCGAAUUUUGGCACCUAUGUUGAUGGUGGCAUUUUUACUGAAGUUAAAAUGCCAAAAACUCUCAACUUCAAAUCUCUGCGAGAAUCACUGCAAAAACCAGAAUUUCUCAUUGCCGACUUUGCUAAAUUUGACCGACCGGCACAACUACACGUAGGGUUUCAGGCUCUUCACAACUUUGUUGAUAUUCACGGUCGUCUUCCACACCCACACAAUGAAGCCGACGCUGAAGAGGUUUACCAAACAACGAAAUCCAUUAACAAUGAUUGGGAGGAUAAAGUGGCAAUCGAUGAAAAGUUAAUUAAGGAACUUGCAUAUGGUGCAACUGGCGACGUGUCUCCGAUGGUUGCUGUAUUUGGAGGAUUGGUUGCACAAGAGAUCUUGAAAGCAUGCAGCGGGAAAUUCCAUCCAAUACAUCAAUACAUGUACUUUGAUUCUUUAGAAUCUUUGCCUAAUGAUAUUAGCCUCACCGAGGAAUCCUGUCGUCCUAUAGGAAGCCGUUAUGAUGGUCAGAUUGCAGUUUUUGGUAGAGAAUUCCAUAACAAAAUUACAAAUUUUCGCGAAUUUCUGGUCGGCUCUGGCGCAAUUGGAUGUGAAAUGUUGAAGAAUUGGGCAAUGAUGGUUUUAGGAAUAGGACCUCGUGGUAUUGUUCAUGUUACUGAUAUGGACUCGAUUGAAAAGAGUAACUUGAAUCGACAGUUUUUAUUCCGUCCUGAUGAUGUCGGCCAAUUAAAAUCUGAGACUGCAGCUAAAGCAAUUGCAAAGAUGAAUCCAGACAUGACCAACAAGGUUGUUGCGCAUCAGGACCGAGUAGGAGCGGAAACCGAGAAUGUCUAUGAUGACAGAUUUUUCGAAGAACUUGACGGAGUUACUAACGCCUUGGACAACGUUGAUGCCCGUAAAUAUAUGGACCGCCGCUGUGUAUACUUUAGAAAACCUCUUCUUGAAUCCGGGACGCUUGGUACAAAAGGCAACACCCAAGUAGUUAUCCCACACUUAACAGAAUCCUACUCCUCGUCCCACGAUCCGCCAGAGAAAUCCUUCCCAAGCUGCACUCUCAAAAACUUUCCUAAUGCCAUCGAGCACACUAUCCAGUGGGCUCGUUACUUGUUUGAAGGGCUCUUUCGUAUACCUGCGGAGAAUGCAAAUUUGUAUUUAAGCACACCCAAUUUUGUUGAACAAACGUUAAAACAAGGUGCGAGUGCUAAAGAAAUUUUAGAGGGCGUGAAGACCUCUUUGGUUACGGCUAAGCCAUCGGGUUUCGAAGCGUGUAUACUCUGGGCUCGUUUACGAUUUGAAGAGUUCUUUAAUAACAAUAUUCAGCAGCUUUUGUUCAACUUCCCAAGGGAUUCAAUCACAUCUUCGGGCACGUUAUUCUGGUCAGGCCCAAAGAGGGCACCUGAUCCCUUGGUCUUCAACUAUAAUGACGACACACAAUUAGAAUUUAUUAUCGCUGGCGCCAAUCUUCAUGCAUUUAAUUAUAAUAUAAAAGGUGAAACCGAUAAGGAGUACUUUAAGGCAGUUUUGAGGAAAAUAGAAGUUCCAAAAUUCAAACCUAAAUCUGGGAUAAAAAUCCAAGUACAAGAAAAUGAACCCCUGGCAGCAGAAACAACAGAUGAAAAAGAGAUCCAAGAAAUUAUCAAGAUUCUCCCACCUGCUUCCUCACUUGCCGGCUAUCGCAUGACACCGGUUGAGUUUGAGAAGGAUGAUGAUACGAAUUUCCAUAUCGCCUUUAUUACUGCUGCAUCCAAUUUGCGUGCAUCGAAUUAUGGCAUCACACCAGCAGACACUUACAAGACCAAAUUUAUUGCCGGAAAAAUUAUACCAGCUAUUGCAACUACGACGUCAUUAGUUGCCGGUUUGGUAUGUUUGGAAUUGUAUAAAGUAAUCGCGGGAAAAAGCAAAUUAGAAGAUUAUAAGAAUGGAUUUGUGAAUCUUGCAUUGCCAUUCAUUGGAUUUUCGGAGCCGAUUGCUAUGAAAGUGGCCGAGUAUCAUGAGACUGAAUGGAGUUUGUGGGAUCGAUUCGAUGUUGAAGGUGAUCUCACGCUUCAAGAGUUUUUGGAUCACUUUAAGAACAAAUUUGAAUUAGAAAUCACAAUGUUGUCGGCAGACGUCAGCAUGUUGUAUUCCUUCUUUAUGCCGAAAAAGAAGUUGGAGGAACGCAAGAAUUUGAGAAUAUCACAAUUGAUUGAGGUUAUAACAAAGAAACGGAUUUCCCCACAUGUUCGUGCCAUAACAUUGGAAAUGUGCGUGAAUGAUCGUGAUGGAGAAGAUGUCGAGGUUCCUUAUGUUAGACUUGUCAUUAGAUAG